Entrophospora sp. SA101 is the source of this 2535-nucleotide messenger RNA. NCBI's taxonomy places the organism in Eukaryota, Fungi, Glomeromycota, Glomeromycetes, Entrophosporales, Entrophosporaceae. The record is from the annotation of a GenBank genome assembly.
AUGAACGUUGGUGGUGUGCAACUCCAAUAUCAACCGUGCACUCAAAAUCCAGCAAGACAGUCUUGGAUAGUGUUACAGAAUAAUAAUUCAAACAACUUUAUUAUUCAACAAACACCAAAAUCUGAUAGAUUUAAUAAUGAUGAUGAUAAUAAUUUAUCAGAAAGUUCUUCUAAAACAAUUUACAAAUUAUACUUUUCCAAAACAUUUAAUGGAUUUCCAAAAGAUAUCAAACAAUCCACUUUUAGGCAUUAUAAUUCUAGUCCUAUAAUUACUAGAUUCACUACAGAUAAUUAUUGUCAAGUUGAAUUAGAUCCUGGUGUACCUGUAGUAUUGGGUCUUUACUUCCUUGCAUAUAUUCCAAAAGAUCAAGUUUUACCUAAAUCAGAUGAUGAGCUAAGUGCUUAUGUAUUUUCUAGAGAGGGUGUAUUGGAAUUUACUCAUAAUUGGGGAACAGAAAAUAAUCCAAAUCAAAGUUACCAUAAUGGCAAUACUGAACCAAGGGGAUUUGGCCAUAUUGCAAUAUGUGUUGAUAACAUUGAAGCAGCUUGUAAAAGAUUUGAAGAACUUGGUGUAAAAUUCAUCAAAAAAUUAACUGAUGGUACAAUGAAAAAUAUUGCUUUUAUUAAUGAUCCAGAUGAUGUCGAACGACUUGAUGACGAUAUGCUUGUUGAAGUCGAAUUUGUUGUUAGUGUAUUUUCUGGGGUUGGGAGAAAUAAAAAUCAAGUUUUACCUAAAUCAGAUGAUGAGCUAAGUGCUUAUGUAUUUUCUAGAGAGGGUGUAUUGGAAUUUACUCAUAAUUGGGGAACAGAAAAUAAUCCAAAUCAAAGUUACCAUAAUGGCAAUACUGAACCAAGGGGAUUUGGCCAUAUUGCAAUAUGUGUUGAUAACAUUGAAGCAGCUUGUAAAAGAUUUGAAGAACUUGGUGUAAAAUUCAUCAAAAAAUUAACUGAUGGUACAAUGAAAAAUAUUGCUUUUAUUAAUGAUCCAGAUGGUUAUUGGAUUGAAAUUAUCCCAUCUAAUAAGGAUGAAAAUUGUCGUCCAGUCUAUGGAACUUUAUCCAGAGAAACAAUCGAUAAUGUUGUCGCUCAUUCUAUAAUAUACCAAACAAAAAAGCUCCCGUGGAGUAUAGGAAAUCCAUCACUUGUAAGAGAAAAAUCGUCAAUAUCAAAAACAUCAUCAUCAUUACAUUCAAACAUUGAAAUACCCAUAAAUCAUUCACCAACCCCAGAAAAUACACUAACAACAAAUUCGACUUCAACAAGCAUAUCGUCAUCAAGUCGUUCGACAUCUCCAGACAAACAACUGUCAAGCCGUUCAACAUCCCCAGAUAAACAUUUAAUAGAUAAUACAAAUUUACCUAACGUAAUAACUACUGCUACGACUUCUUCAAUACAAUCUUCAAAACUUAACACUAAUACAAGUCCCACUACAUCUCAGAUUAUUAAUGGCAAAAGUGAUCUUUCCAACGAAAUCCAAUCUUCCGCUGCUUCUUCAACCACUAAAUCCACACCAGCAAGAUGGGCUGAUCUUCUUCGUACAAAUGGUGCAAAUAAUCAUAAUUCUGCACAAUCUACUCCUCAAAAAUCUAAUAAUACCACUCCAAAAUUACAAAGCUCUUCAACAUUUGCGAAACAAAGGAAAUCUUCUGUCUCGUUGCCCAACGGUAAGCCUAUUUUGAAUGGCUUGACAGGCAUUUUGAAAAGUUAUGAACUGUCGUUAAAAGGAACUUUUAUUCAACCUCGAGGUCUUAUGAAUAAUGGAAACACAUGUUUCAUGAAUGCCAUUUUACAACCGCUUUCUCAUUGUCCUCCAUUAUACAACCUACUCAUGACUGUUAGUAAAGAAGUAGCUCAUAGUUUUAAAAGCAAAACUCCACUCAUAGAUUCUCUUGUUAUGUUUAUGAAUGAGUAUAAACAAUCAAAGCUUGGCGAUAAUGCCGAAGAAACUCCUGUCAGUAGAAUAUUCGGAGGGCAAUUUAGAUCUGUUUUGAAAUGUCCUGGAAGCAAUGAUUCAAUCACUUUACAACCUUAUCAGUCUUUACAAUUAGAUAUUCAACCUGAUGAUGUCAAGACCAUUGGUGAUGCUUUAAAAAACCUUACAGCUCCUGAACGUGUGGAUGAUUUUUAUUCUACUCAAAAAGGAGGAAAUGCUACAAAAAAUUUAUAUAUUGAAACGUUACCACCAAUACUUAUACUCCAUUUGAAAAGAUUUGUUUACGAUAAUGUCGGCGGUACGCAAAAAUUGAGCAAAUUUAUUAGUUAUCCAGCAAAAUUAAAUAUUCAAGCCGAUAUGUUUGCUCCUAGUCGCCGGCCAUCUCAACCGGCAGAAUAUAAACUUUUCGUGGUCUACCACCAUGGAAAAUCGGCAAUGGGGGGACAUUACACCUGUGAUAUUCUUCGUCAGAAUGCUGAAUGGCUCCACAUUGAUGAUACGGUGAUCACGCCGAUAUCAGCUGAGGAUGUGGCGCUAGCUGAGUGUCCUACUCAGCCAACUGAUCGGUUGGCCUACAUCUUGUUCUAUAUGAAAUCCAACUGA